AUGGCAUCUCCCGCAGCAGCGCAGGCCCGGAAAGUUCUGCGAGACCUGGUGCUCUGGCCCCUGCUGCUGGCGGUGAGAUCCCAGGCAGUUCAGUUAACCCCCCGAAGAUGGCUAAACCUGCAGGAAUACCAGAGCAAGAAACUGAUGUCGGACCACGGAGUCAGAGUUCAAAGAUUCUUUGUAGCAGACACUGCAAAGGAGGCUCUGGAGGCUGCUAAGAAACUAAAUGCAAAAGAAUUUGUUAAAGCCCAGAUCUUGGCUGGAGGAAGAGGAAAAGGUAUCUUCAGUAGUGGUUUGAAAGGAGGUGUUCAUUUAACAAAAGACCCUCAAGUCGUGGGACAGCUGGCUAAACAGAUGAUUGGGUAUAAUCUAGCCACAAAACAAACUCCAAAAGAAGGUGUGAAAGUUAACAAGGUGAUGGUUGCUGAAGCCUUGGACAUUUCCAGAGAAACCUACCUGGCCAUUCUGAUGGACCGGUCCUGCAAUGGCCCUGUACUGGUGGGCAGCCCUCAGGGGGGCGUUGACAUUGAAGAGGUGGCAGCUUCGAAUCCAGAACUUAUUUUUAAGGAGCAAAUCGACAUUAUGGAAGGGAUAAAGGACAGCCAAGCUCAGCGGAUGGCAGAAAAUCUCGGCUUCCUUGGGCCUUUGAAAAACCAGGCUGCAGAUCAAAUUAAGAAGCUGUACAAUCUCUUCCUGAAAAUUGAUGCUACUCAGGUGGAAGUGAACCCCUUUGGUGAAACCCCAGAAGGACAAGUUGUCUGUUUUGAUGCAAAGAUAAACUUUGAUGACAAUGCAGAAUUCCGACAAAAGGACAUAUUUGAUGACGACAAAUUGGAGAAUGAGCCCAUUGAAAAUGAAGCUGCCAAAUAUGAUCUAAAAUAUAUAGGACUGGAUGGGAACAUUGCCUGCUUUGUGAAUGGUGCUGGACUUGCCAUGGCUACUUGUGACAUCAUCUUCCUGAAUAGUGGGAAGCCAGCCAACUUUUUGGAUCUUGGUGGUGGUGUAAAGGAAGCUCAAGUAUAUCAAGCUUUCAAACUGCUCAUAGCCGAUCCUAAGAUAGAAGCCAUCCUUGUCAAUAUUUUUGGUGGAAUUGUCAACUGUGCCAUCAUUGCCAAUGGGAUCACCAAAGCCUGUCGAGAGCUGGAACUCAAGGUGCCCCUGGUGGUCCGGCUGGAAGGAACCAAUGUCCACGAGGCCCAGAACAUUCUCAGUAACAGCGGACUCCCCAUUACUUAGGCCGUCGACCUGGAGGACGCAGCCAAGAAGUCUGUGGCCAGCGUGGCUAAGAAGUGA
Zalophus californianus (California sea lion) is the source of this 1293-nucleotide messenger RNA. RefSeq names its product succinate--CoA ligase [GDP-forming] subunit beta, mitochondrial-like. The record is from RefSeq and is a predicted model, not a curated record. Gene Ontology annotation, biological process: tricarboxylic acid cycle; succinyl-CoA metabolic process. NCBI's taxonomy places the organism in Eukaryota, Metazoa, Chordata, Mammalia, Carnivora, Otariidae. Gene Ontology annotation, cellular component: succinate-CoA ligase complex; mitochondrion. Gene Ontology annotation, molecular function: ATP binding; succinate-CoA ligase (GDP-forming) activity.